AUGUUGAUAUUACAAAAUUUCAUUAAUGGUGAAUUUCACACUACCAGAGAAACAACCUACAUAGAAGGUUAUAAUCCUUCUACUGGAAAGGCUCAUGCGAAAAUACCAAAUUCCACUCAAAAAGAUGUUGAUUUAGCAGUAGAAGCAGCUAAAAAUGCGUUCCCUAAAUGGUCAAAAACACCUAGAGUCAAACGUGCACAAAUGUUGUAUAAAAUAGCUGAUGCUCUUGAAUUGAGACUUAAAGAAUUUGCUUCAGCUGAAGUUCAAGAUCAAGGAAAAACUAUUACUUUUGCUACUAAUGUUGAUAUCACUAGAUCCGUAUAUAAUUUUAGAUUUUUUGCUGGUUAUAUUUUACAUGAGGAAGAAAAAGCUAAUGUUAUGGAAGGAAAAUGUUUCAAUUAUGUUCAAAAAGAACCCGCUGGUGUCGCUGCUGAAUUAGCAAGUGUUACUGCAAAUAUGUUUUGUUCUGUUUUAAAAGAAGCAAAAUUACCUGAUGGAGUUAUUAAUAUUAUUUUUGGUUAUGGAGCUACCACUGGUCAUCAGCUUAUUUCUCAUCCUGAUGUUCCACUUGUUUCUUUUACAGGAGGGACUGAAACUGGAAAAAAAGUUAAUAUCGCUGCAGCCCCUUUUUUCAAAAAAGUUUCAUUGGAAUUAGGUGGUAAAAAUGCCAAUAUUCUUUUUGAGGAUUGUGAUUUCGAAAAAGCUGUGGAAACAAGCAUCCUUUCUUCUUUUAGUAAUCAGGGAGAGAUCUGUUUAUGUGGAUCUCGUAUAUUUGUUCAUUCAUCAAUUUAUGACAACUUUCUUGAAUCAUUUGUUCAUAAAGCGGAAAAUUUGAUUGUGGGUAAUCCUAAUGAUCCUAAUACUCAAAUAGGUGCUUUAAAUAGUAAACAACAUAUGGAAAAAGUAUUGGGUUAUAUUGAAUUGGCUAAAUCAGAAGGUGGUGUAAUUAAAUGUGGAGGAAAAAGAAAAGAAAUGACUGGAGAUUAUAGUGAGGGAUAUUUUGUUGAACCUACUGUUAUUACAAAUAGAGUAGCUCAUGAAGAAAUCUUUGGACCUGUUGUUACUGUUCAUCCGUUCGAAUCCGAAGAUGAAGUUAUUAAAUAUGCUAAUGAUAGUCAACAUGGCUUAUCUUGUUCUAUUUGGACUCAAAAUGGAAGUCGUCAACGUCGGGUAGCUGAAAGUAUUCAUGUUGGUACAUGUUGGGUUAAUUGUUGGCUUAUAAGAGAUUUAGCAAUGCCUUUUGGUGGAAUGAAGAAAAGUGGUCUUGGAAGAGAAGGAGGAGAAUACUCAAUUUCAUUUUUUACUAAUCCUAAAACUAUUUGUUUGGCUGAUUAA
This is a messenger RNA of Diversispora eburnea, 1335 nucleotides long. The record is from the annotation of a GenBank genome assembly. Lineage: Eukaryota; Fungi; Glomeromycota; Glomeromycetes; Diversisporales; Diversisporaceae.